AUGCCACGUUUGAGUAAUUUUUUUAGGGGGGCAAGCAGGAGCCUUGCGACGGUGACAAAGGAGGUGACAGAGGAGGUGACGCAGGGUGAGGUUGGUAAGAUGUCGGUACAGGAGAAGAUCUUCAAGUUGACUGAGAAUGCGAUAGCGGAGGGUAAGGCGCACUUCCGUGUGGGUGGGAAACAAUUGUAUUUCCCUAAGGCACGGGUGAUUUUGUUGAGGCCUAAUGCGAAGCAUACGCCGUACCAGGCGAAGUUUAUUGUUCCCAAGUCGUUCAAUAAGCUAGAUCUUCGGGAUUACCUAUUUCACAUAUACGGGUUGCGUGUGUUAAACGUAACUACACAGCUUAUGCAUGGGAAGUUCGUGCGUGAGAGGCUGUUAGGGCCGAGGUAUCGGGCGCCGCAGAUUAAGAAGAUGACGGUGGACAUGAUGGAGCCCUUCAUUUGGCCGGAAGAACCUAAGGAGACUCGUGCAUGGAUGGUUCCUUACUACAAGGAGUUGGGAAUAUACGCUAAUGACAAGAUGAGAAUGGGAUCGGAUGCAGAAAGGCCAAGUACUGCUUUUGGAGGUGCACUGGGCCCUUAUAAGGCUGUUGCACAGCCAUUUGUCCCAAAGAGACUGCAGAGUCAGAUUAUCAACAAGAAGAAUAGAAUGCAAGCCAAACUGGCAUACCUAAGUAAGCUUCUGAAGGUGGACAGAUAUGCUUCCUAG
Molecule: messenger RNA, 708 nt
Organism: Eremothecium cymbalariae DBVPG#7215
Lineage: Eukaryota; Fungi; Ascomycota; Saccharomycetes; Saccharomycetales; Saccharomycetaceae
Gene: MRP20
Product: mitochondrial 54S ribosomal protein uL23m
Exons: 1
Coding region: 1-708 (235 amino acids)
Biological process (GO): mitochondrial translation
Cellular component (GO): mitochondrial large ribosomal subunit; ribosome
Molecular function (GO): structural constituent of ribosome
Source: RefSeq, a predicted model, not a curated record